This is a messenger RNA of Megalobrama amblycephala (Wuchang bream), 2103 nucleotides long. It is a transcript of the gene zbtb14, whose product is annotated as zinc finger and BTB domain containing 14. The coding region runs from base 454 to 1785 and encodes 443 amino acids. Gene Ontology annotation, cellular component: nucleus. The transcript has 2 exons. Gene Ontology annotation, biological process: regulation of transcription by RNA polymerase II. Gene Ontology annotation, molecular function: RNA polymerase II cis-regulatory region sequence-specific DNA binding; protein binding; DNA-binding transcription factor activity, RNA polymerase II-specific. NCBI's taxonomy places the organism in Eukaryota, Metazoa, Chordata, Actinopteri, Cypriniformes, Xenocyprididae. The record is from RefSeq and is a predicted model, not a curated record.
CCGGCGCGGGAGUGUUCGUCAUGGCCCGCGCAGCUCGCGCCACUAAAUUCGCCUCAGCGCGCCUCGAUCCACAUCGAGCACCCGUUUACCGAGUACAUUCCGCUGCUCUCCGGUGCUGAUCGGUGCUCUCUGGUCCUCCGGGCUCGUUCAGUGGGAAAGACGGCGGAUAGUUAGUCGUUUUUGUUCGAUUAAAGUCGGUCGACGAUGAUUUAUGUGCUAAUGCUAAGAUUAGCUUCAAGAGAACCAAAGCAGACCAGCGCAUAAAUGGCAAAAUAUACCGAUUAAACUUCAGUUUAUCGACCGAACAUGAUAUUUAGAGAGUAAAAGACUCUUUUAUAAGAUAAAAACACAUCUCGUAUGUUUAAAUGAAGUAGUUUUGGCGUUUGUGGCCCGUGUCAGUCCAUUCAGACCAAACCACAAGCAUCAUGUGCCCAUCAAGGAUCCCGCUCCAGUAUGUCCGAAACUGUGAAGUAUGUGGACGAUGAGCACAAGACCAUCUUUCUGAAGCUACUGAACGAGCAGCGACUAGAAGGCGAGCACUGCGACAUCGCGGUGGUGGUGGAGGAUGUGAAGUUCAGGGCGCAUCGCUGUGUGUUGGCGGCGUGCAGCAACUACUUCAAAAAACUCUUUAAGAAGCACGAGGUGGACAGUUCGUCCGUCAUCGAGAUCGACUUCAUCCGCUCGGACAUCUUCGAGGAGGUGCUCAAUUACAUGUACACCGCGAAGAUCUCGGUGAAGAAGAAGGACGUGAAUCUGAUGAUGUCCUCCGGGCAGAUACUCGGAAUACGGUUUUUGGACAAGCUCUGCUCGCAGAAACGCGACAUGUCGCCCGACGAGAAAAGCAACGACCCCCGGAACACAAAGUUCCCGUAUGACAUGGUGAAAAUGGGGCUUCCGACGGAAGAUCCCCCGUUGAAUCAAGACAGUGACGUGCAGGUGCUCGGCGACCAAGACGACGCGCCUUCGGACGACAUCGUGGAGGAAGCGCAAGGCAAUCACGACCUGGACAAGUCACCGAACAACGCCCUGCGAGUGCAGGAGGCCAUCCUGAAGGAGCUGGCGCAGGAGGAGGUGCACAAAGUCAGCUGCUACGACCAAGAGGUGGAAGCAAUAGACGCCGAACCCAAAGAAUUGGCGAGCCACACCCAGACGCUCUCGUUCGCCGACAGCAUGGGCGACGUGAAGGACGAGCAGCCGCCGGGAUGGACGACGGCCACCGCUGAUAUGAAGUUCGAGUAUCUGCUCUACGGCCACCGAGAUCAAUUAGCCUGCCAAGUGUGCGGCAAGACCUUCCUGGACGAGAAUCGCCUUCGGAAACACGAGAAGCUGCACUCGGCCGAGAGGCCGUUCGUUUGCGAGAUCUGCACUAAAGCGUUCACCACACAGGCCCAUUUAAAAGAGCACCUGAAGAUCCACACGGGCUUCAAGCCUUAUCGUUGCGACGCCUGCGGCAAGUCCUUCAUCCGCGCGCCCGACCUGAAGAAACACGAGCGCGUGCACAGCAACGAGCGGCCGUUCGGCUGCCAGAUGUGCGAAAAGGCCUUCAAGCACAAGUCGCACCUGAAGGACCACGAGCGACGCCACCGAGGAGAGAAGCCGUUCGUGUGCAACUCGUGCACCAAGGCCUUCGCUAAAGCGUCCGACCUGAAGAGACACGAGAACAACAUGCACAGCGAACGCAAACAGCUGACCGGCGGCGGCCUGCAGAGCGAAACCGAACAGCUUCAGGCCGCGGCUAUGGCCGCCGAGGCCGAGCAGCAGCUGGAGUCCAUCGCGUGCUCGUAACACGCUCGAGUCUUACUACUGUUCACAUCUGUUUUUUUCUCUAAUUUUAGAACAUGAUUUACACGAUUGUUUCUUUUAUAUGUAAAUGGUGCGAAACGUUUUCUCUUGUUGUACAGUUCAUACCAAAUGUAUUUAUGGCAGCUGACGGACGAUGAAUUGUUCUGCCCUUUCGCCUGUUGCCGUUGUACAGCGAAAAAGACACUUUUGUGAUGCUGAUGAGAUGGAAGAACCUCGCGGUCAGUCAUUCCAUCCGUUCCUCGCGGCGAUUUACACGCCGAGAUAUUUUUUGCUGUAAUAAAAGACUGGUGAAUCAUUCAA